Neltuma alba is the source of this 1295-nucleotide messenger RNA. RefSeq names its product protein transport protein SEC13 homolog B. The transcript is spliced from 2 exons. Lineage: Eukaryota; Viridiplantae; Streptophyta; Magnoliopsida; Fabales; Fabaceae. The record is from RefSeq and is a predicted model, not a curated record. Bases 167 to 1072 code for a protein of 301 amino acids. Gene Ontology annotation, cellular component: nuclear pore outer ring; COPII vesicle coat. Gene Ontology annotation, biological process: COPII-coated vesicle budding; protein import into nucleus. Gene Ontology annotation, molecular function: protein binding; structural molecule activity.
UGGAUCCACGAUUCAGAAAACUAGAUCUAACUCUCUUCCUCUCAUUUCCAAUCUUCCCUCUUCUCUCUUCUCUCUUCUCUUUACUGAUCGCCGACUGUUACCUUGACCGUCGACGGCUGCUGUGGCCGCUUCGUGACGCGCCCUCUCUCUCCUGGCUCAUAGAAAUAUGCCUUCUCAAAAGGUUGAAACGGGUCAUCAAGACACAGUCCAUGAUGUGGCAAUGGAUUACUAUGGCAAGCGGCUGGCUACAGCUUCAUCUGACCAUACUAUAAAGAUUAUUGGGGUGAGCAACACAGCCUCUCACCAUCUAGCAACUCUGAGUGGUCAUCAAGGACCUGUGUGGCAAGUAGCGUGGGCUCACCCGAAAUUUGGAUCUCUACUCGCUUCAUGUUCCUAUGAUGGGCGUGUCAUUAUAUGGAAGGAAGGUAACCAAAAUGAAUGGACCCAGGCUCAUGUCUUCGAUGACCACAAGUCAUCUGUGAAUUCAGUUGCUUGGGCUCCUCAUGAGUUGGGUCUUUCCUUGGCUUGUGGUUCAUCAGAUGGGAAUAUCUCAGUUUUCACUGCAAGAGCAGAUGGUGGCUGGGACACUUCAAGGAUUGAUCAAGCCCACCCAGUUGGUGUCACUUCUGUUUCAUGGGCCCCUUCCACAGCACCUGGUGCUCUUGUUGGUUCUGGGUUGCUUGAGUCUGUGCACAAGCUGUGUUCAGGCGGCUGCGACAAUACGGUGAAGGUAUGGAAGCUCUACAAUGGGAACUGGAAGAUGGACUGCUUCCCAGCCCUUCAAAUGCAUACUGAUUGGGUUCGAGAUGUCGCAUGGGCACCUAACCUGGGACUACCUAAGUCUACCAUUGCUAGUGCAUCACAAGACGGAAGAGUCAUUAUAUGGACUGUGGCCAGAGAUGGUGAUCAGUGGGAAGGCAAGGUUUUGAAUGAUUUCAAGACCCCUGUUUGGAGGGUCUCAUGGUCAUUGACAGGAAACAUAUUGGCUGUUGCUGAUGGAAACAACAGCGUGACACUAUGGAAGGAAGCCGUGGACGGGGAGUGGCAACAGGUGACAACGGUGGAACCCUAGAGUCUGAUUUUUUUAAAGUCCUCAUUGUUAAUUUGGUACCAUGAUUAGAAUUUUCAUUUUCCAUUCUUAUAAUGUAAUUGACAUCUUGUUUUUUCUUUUGUUCCAUAUCAUACCUUUGAGUAAGUGUGCUUCUACUAAGCUCUAGGUCCUUGAACUUUGUGAUCCAUUUAAGAGACUCUGAUUUCAAGAAUGAAGUUGAAUAUUUUGAAUUGUUUCCUUUAAA